Laccaria bicolor S238N-H82 is the source of this 642-nucleotide messenger RNA. RefSeq lists its product as uncharacterized. The transcript has a single exon. The coding region runs from base 328 to 642 and encodes 104 amino acids. Lineage: Eukaryota; Fungi; Basidiomycota; Agaricomycetes; Agaricales; Hydnangiaceae. The record is from RefSeq and is a predicted model, not a curated record.
CAUACAAACAGGUUUUCCAAAUUCCGUUGUGCAGACAGCAGUGCAAAGCACUGUAAGAUAUCUACAUAUAUCUACAACACACAAGGGUUGGUGUUUGUGCACACCCCAAACAUACCCCAGGGAAACUCAUUGCAUCCGCCGCGCGAGCUUGAGCUCAUCAGCAUGCCGUGCCAUGGUCCACAUCAACACAAACAAAAAUAAGUAGAAAGGGUGGUAUCAGAUUUAAAACAAGGGGAGGGGAGGGGGGCAUACAGAAUCACAUACACGGUUCUACCUAACACCCCUAUCGCCUGCACUCUACCCAUUGGCCAAUAAAGGCACGGCACGAUGCGAUGUGUCGAUCGCGUUUGGGCAUGUUGCCGUGUGUCGGGUCUCCCGUGUCUGGGCAUUUUCGCGCGAUGUGUCGGUCGCGUAUCGUCGUUUGGUUGGUUACAUGUCGCGUCGCAUUUGGGUGUGUUGCCGUUGCGUCUCUUGUGUCACGUCUCUCGUGUCUAUGCGUCGGUCGCGUACAGUCGAUGUCAGUCGUUUGGUUGGUUGCAUGUCGCGUCGCGUCGCGUUUGGGCACGUUGCCGUCGCGUCUCUUGUGUCGCUCUCUGGUGUCUGUGCAUUUUCGCGUCCAUACGCGGCAAGCACGUCGUGUGA